GGAGAGAGAAAGCCACGCCGAGAGGAGGUGUGGGUGUUCCGCUUCUAUCCUAACGGAACGAGCUCCCGCUUCGCGAGCAUGGGAUCACCCGGCGGCUGCUGACCCCGCUCCUCGCCCUGCGCCCCCAGACCGGCGUGGCUUCCCGGGCAGCAAGCCCCAGGAGCUGACCUCGGCCGGACUCGCACCCGGGCGGGACGUGUUGUGCGGCGGAGUGCCUGACCCGCGUCAGGGUUUUCAAGAAGACAUGUCGGACAAGAUGUCAAGUUUCCUGCACAUCGGGGACAUCUGUUCUCUGUACGCGGAGGGAUCGACCAAUGGCUUCAUCAGCACGCUGGGGCUGGUCGACGACCGCUGUGUUGUGCAGCCGGAAACUGGAGACCUAAACAACCCGCCCAAGAAGUUCAGAGACUGCCUGUUCCGGCUCUGCCCCAUGAACCGCUACUCGGCGCAGAAGCAGUUCUGGAAGGCGGCCAAGCCCGGCGGUAACAGCACCACGGACGCCGUGCUGCUCAACAAGCUGCACCACGCGGCCGACCUGGAGAAGAAGCAGAACGAGACGGAGAACAGGAAGCUGCUGGGGACCGUCAUCCAGUACGGCAACGUGAUCCAGCUCCUGCACCUGAAAAGUAACAAGUACCUGACGGUGAACAAGCGGCUCCCAGCGCUGCUGGAGAAGAAUGCCAUGCGGGUGACGCUGGACGAGGCGGGCAACGAGGGCUCCUGGUUCUACAUCCAGCCCUUCUACAAGCUGCGCUCCAUCGGGGACAGUGUGGUCAUAGGCGACAAGGUGGUGCUGAACCCGGUCAACGCGGGCCAGCCCCUGCACGCCAGCAGCCACCAGCUGGUGGACAACCCCGGCUGCAACGAGGUCAAUUCUGUCAACUGCAACACCAGCUGGAAGGUCGUGCUGUUCAUGAAGUGGAGCGACAACAAGGAGGACAUCCUCAAGGGGGGCGACGUGGUGCGGCUGUUCCACGCGGAGCAGGAGAAGUUCCUCACCUGCGACGAGCACCGGAAGCAGCAGCACGUCUUCCUGCGGACCACCGGCCGGCAGUCGGCCACGUCGGCCACCAGCUCCAAAGCCCUGUGGGAGGUGGAGGUGGUGCAGCACGACCCGUGCCGGGGAGGCGCCGGGUACUGGAACAGCCUCUUCCGGUUCAAGCACCUGGCCACCGGGCACUACCUGGCCGCGGAGGUAGACCCUGACUUUGAGGAAGAAUGCCUGGAGUUUCAGCCCCCAGCGGACCCUGACCAGGACGCGUCCCGCAGCCGGCUCCGCAACGCCCAGGAGAAGAUGGUGUACUCACUGGUGUCCGUGCCCGAGGGCAACGACAUCUCCUCCAUCUUCGAGCUGGACCCCACCACCCUCCGCGGCGGCGACAGCCUGGUCCCCAGGAACUCCUACGUGCGGCUGCGCCACCUGUGCACCAACACCUGGGUCCACAGCACCAACAUCCCCAUCGACAAGGAGGAGGAGAAGCCCGUGAUGCUGAAGAUCGGCACCUCGCCCGUGAAGGAGGACAAGGAGGCGUUCGCCAUCGUGCCGGUGUCCCCGGCCGAGGUCCGGGACCUGGACUUCGCCAACGACGCCAGCAAGGUGCUGGGCUCCAUCGCGGGGAAGCUGGAGAAAGGCACCAUCACCCAGAACGAGAGGAGGUCGGUGACCAAGCUGCUGGAAGACCUGGUGUACUUCGUCACCGGGGGCACCAACUCCGGCCAGGACGUGCUGGAGGUGGUCUUCUCCAAGCCCAACCGCGAGCGGCAGAAGCUGAUGCGGGAGCAGAACAUCCUCAAGCAGAUCUUCAAGCUGCUGCAGGCCCCGUUCACGGACUGCGGGGACGGCCCGAUGCUGCGGCUGGAGGAGCUGGGCGACCAGCGGCACGCCCCGUUCCGGCAUAUCUGCCGGCUCUGCUACCGCGUCCUCCGGCACUCGCAGCAGGACUACAGGAAGAACCAGGAGUACAUCGCCAAGCAGUUCGGCUUCAUGCAGAAGCAGAUCGGCUACGACGUGCUGGCCGAGGACACCAUCACCGCGCUGCUGCACAACAACCGCAAGCUGCUGGAGAAGCACAUCACGGCCGCCGAGAUCGACACCUUCGUCAGCCUCGUGCGCAAGAACCGGGAGCCCAGGUUCCUGGAUUACCUGUCUGACCUGUGCGUGUCCAUGAACAAGUCCAUCCCGGUGACACAGGAGCUCAUCUGCAAAGCGGUGCUCAACCCCACCAACGGCGACAUUCUCAUCGAGACCAAGCUGGUCCUCUCCCGCUUCGAGUUCGAAGGGGUGUCCUCAGGGGAGAGCGCCCUAGAGGCGGGCGAGGACGAGGAGGAGGUGUGGCUGUUCUGGAGGGACAGCGGCAAGGAGAUCCGCAGCAAGAGCGUGCGGGAGCUGGCGCAGGACGCCAAGGAGGGCCAGAAGGAGGACCGCGACGUGCUCAGCUACUACCGGUACCAGCUGAACCUCUUCGCCAGGAUGUGUCUGGACCGCCAGUACCUGGCCAUCAACGAGAUCUCGGGGCAGCUGGACGUGGACCUCAUUCUGCGCUGCAUGUCGGACGAGAACCUGCCCUACGACCUGAGGGCCUCCUUCUGCCGCCUCAUGCUGCACAUGCACGUGGACCGGGACCCGCAGGAGCAGGUCACGCCCGUGAAGUACGCCCGCCUCUGGUCCGAGAUCCCGUCGGAGAUCGCCAUCGACGACUAUGACAGCAACGGGGCCUCCAGAGACGACAUCAAGGAGCGGUUCGCGCAGACCAUGGAGUUCGUGGAGGAGUACCUUCGGGACGUGGUGUGCCAGCGGUUCCCCUUCUCGGACAAGGAGAAGAACAAGCUGACGUUCGAGGUUGUGAACUUAGCGAGGAAUCUCAUCUACUUUGGUUUCUAUAACUUCUCUGACCUCUUGCGAUUGACCAAGAUCCUCCUGGCCAUCCUGGACUGCGUGCACGUGACCACCAUCUUCCCCAUCAGCAAGAUGGCGAAGGGAGAGGAGAACAAAGGCAGCAACGUGAUGCGGUCCAUCCACGGGGUCGGGGAGCUGAUGACGCAGGUGGUGCUGCGGGGAGGGGGCUUCUUGCCCGUGACCCCCAUGGCCGCCGCCCCCGAAGGCAACGUGAAGCAGGCGGAGCCAGAGAAGGAAGACAUCAUGGUCAUGGACACGAAGCUGAAGAUCAUCGAGAUCCUGCAGUUCAUCUUGAACGUGAGGCUGGACUACAGGAUCUCCUGCCUCCUGUGCAUAUUUAAGCGUGAGUUCGACGAGAGCAACUCCCAGACGUCGGAGGCGUCCUCGGGCGGCAGCAGCCAGGAGGCGCCCGGCAGCGUGCCAGGCGCUCUGGACUUUGAGCACAUUGAGGAGCAAGCGGAGGGCAUCUUCGGAGGAAGUGAGGAGAACACCCCGCUGGACCUGGACGACCAUGGCGGCAGGACCUUCCUCCGGGUGCUGCUGCACCUGACCAUGCACGACUACCCGCCCCUGGUGUCGGGGGCCCUGCAGCUGCUCUUCCGGCACUUCAGCCAGCGGCAGGAGGUGCUGCAGGCCUUCAAGCAGGUUCAGCUGCUGGUUACCAGCCAGGACGUGGACAACUACAAGCAGAUCAAGCAGGACCUGGACCAGCUGCGGUCCAUCGUGGAGAAGUCCGAGCUCUGGGUGUACAAGGGGCAGGGCCCCGACGAGGCCAUGGACGGUGUGUCGGGGGAGAACGAGCACAAGAAGGCAGAGGAGGGGAACAGCAAGGCCCCGAAGCACGAGAGCACAAGCAGCUACAACUACCGGGUGGUCAAGGAGAUCCUGAUCCGACUCAGCAGGCUGUGCGUGCAGGAGGGCGCAUCCGUGCGCAAGAGCCGGAAGCAGCAGCAGCGGCUGCUCAGGAACAUGAGCGCCCACGCCGUGGUGCUGGAGCUGCUGCAGAUCCCCUACGAGAAGGCCGAGGACACCAAGAUGCAGGAGAUCAUGCGGCUGGCACACGAGUUCCUGCAGAACUUCUGCGCGGGCAACCAGCAGAACCAGGCCCUGCUGCACAAGCACAUCAACCUGUUCCUCAACCCGGGGAUCCUGGAGGCGGUGACCAUGCAGCACAUCUUCAUGAACAACUUCCAGCUCUGCAGCGAGAUCAACGAGAGGGUGGUGCAGCACUUUGUGCACUGCAUCGAGACGCACGGCCGCAACGUGCAGUACAUCAAGUUCCUGCAGACCAUCGUCAAGGCCGAGGGGAAGUUCAUCAAGAAGUGCCAGGACAUGGUCAUGGCCGAGCUGGUGAACUCCGGCGAGGACGUGCUCGUGUUCUACAACGACCGGGCCUCCUUCCAGACGCUGAUCCAGAUGAUGCGGUCGGAGCGGGACCGCAUGGACGAGAACAGCCCGCUCAUGUACCACAUCCACCUGGUGGAGCUGCUGGCCGUGUGCACCGAGGGCAAGAACGUGUACACCGAGAUCAAGUGCAACUCCCUGCUGCCGCUGGACGACAUCGUGCGCGUGGUCACCCACGAGGACUGCAUCCCCGAGGUCAAGAUCGCCUACAUCAACUUCCUGAACCACUGCUACGUGGACACGGAGGUGGAGAUGAAGGAGAUCUACACCAGCAACCACAUGUGGAAGCUGUUCGAGAACUUCCUCGUGGACAUCUGCAGGGCCUGCAACAACACAAGUGACCGGCGGCACGCGGACUCCAUCCUGGAGAAGUACGUGACCGAGAUCGUCAUGAGCAUCGUGACCACGUUCUUCAGCUCCCCCUUCUCCGACCAGAGCACCACGCUGCAGACGCGGCAGCCGGUGUUCGUGCAGCUGCUGCAGGGCGUGUUCCGCGUCUACCACUGCAACUGGCUGGCGCCCGGCCAGAAGGCCUCGGUGGAGGGCUGCAUCCGCGUGCUCUCCGACGUGGCCAAGAGCCGGGCCAUCGCCAUCCCGGUGGACCUGGACAGCCAGGUGAACAACCUCUUCCUCAAGUCCCACAACAUCGUGCAGAAGACGGCCCUCAACUGGCGGCUGUCUGCCCGCAACGCGGCCCGCCGGGACUCGGUGCUGGCCGCCUCCCGGGACUACCGCAACAUCAUCGAGCGGCUGCAGGACAUCGUCUCAGCACUGGAGGACCGGCUGCGGCCGCUGGUGCAGGCCGAGCUGUCGGUGCUGGUGGACGUGCUGCACCGGCCGGAGCUGCUCUUCCCGGAGAACACGGACGCCAGGAGGAAGUGCGAGAGCGGGGGCUUCAUCUGCAAGCUGAUCAAACACACCAAGCAGCUGCUGGAGGAGAACGAGGAGAAGCUGUGCAUCAAGGUCCUGCAGACGCUGCGCGAGAUGAUGACCAAGGACCGCGGCUACGGCGAGAAGCCCAUUUCCAUUGAGGAGCCGGAGAGCGCCGAGCUGCCACCGGCCCCGGACCCCGAGAGCAACACAGAGCAGGAGGCGGAGCCGAGUCCCCCGCUGAGGCAGCUGGAGGACCACAAACGGGGUGAGGCGCUCAGGCAGAUUUUGGUCAACCGUUACUAUGGCAACGUCAGGCCUUCGGGAAGAAGAGAGAGCCUCACCAGCUUCGGCAAUGGCCCGCUGUCGCCCGGAGGAGCCGGCAAGCCCGGGGGCGGAGGGGGCAGCUCCGGGUCCAGCUCCGUGAGCCGUGGCGAGAUGAGCCUGGCCGAGGUCCAGUGCCAUCUGGACAAGGAGGGGGCCUCCAACCUGGUCAUCGACCUCAUCAUGAAUGCGUCCAGCGACCGCGUCUUCCACGAGAGCAUCCUCCUGGCCAUCGCCCUUCUGGAAGGCGGCAACACCACCAUACAGCACUCCUUCUUCUGCCGGCUGACGGAGGACAAGAAGUCCGAGCGGUUCUUCAAGGUCUUCUACGACCGCAUGAAGGUGGCCCAGCAGGAGAUCAAGGCCACGGUGACCGUGAACACCAGCGACCUGGGGAACAAGAAGAAGGACGAGGAGACGGACAGGGAUGCCCCUUCCCGGAAGAAAGCCAAAGAGCCCUCAACGCAGAUCACGGAGGAGGCCCGCGACCAGCUCGUGGAGGCCUCGGCCGCCACCAGGAAGGCCUUCACCGCCUUCCGCCGGGAGGCCGACCCCGACGACCACUACCAGUCCGGGGAGGGCGCGCAGGCCGCGGCCGACAAGCCCAAGGACGAGCUGGAGAUGAGCGCGGUCAUCACCAUCAUGCAGCCCAUCCUGCGCUUCCUGCAGCUGCUGUGUGAGAACCACAACCGGGACCUGCAGAACUUCCUGCGCUGCCAGAACAACAAGACCAACUACAACCUGGUGUGCGAGACGCUGCAGUUCCUGGACUGCAUCUGCGGCAGCACCACGGGUGGCCUGGGGCUGCUCGGCCUCUACAUCAACGAGAAGAACGUGGCACUCAUCAACCAGACGCUGGAGAGCCUCACCGAGUACUGCCAGGGACCCUGCCACGAGAACCAGAACUGCAUCGCCACCCACGAGUCCAACGGCAUCGACAUCAUCACGGCGCUGAUCCUCAACGACAUCAACCCGCUGGGGAAGAAGCGCAUGGACCUGGUGCUGGAGCUGAAGAACAACGCCUCCAAGCUGCUGCUGGCCAUCAUGGAGAGCAGGCACGACAGCGAGAACGCCGAGCGGAUCCUCUACAACAUGCGGCCCAAGGAGCUGGUGGAGGUGAUCAAGAAGGCCUACCUGCAGGGGGAGGGCGAGGGGGAGGCGGAGGAAGGAGAGAAUGAGGAGAACGGCGAGGACGGAGCGGCCUCCCCCCGGAACGUGGGCCACAACAUCUACAUAUUAGCUCACCAGCUGGCGCGGCACAACAAGGAGCUGCAGAGCAUGCUGAAGCCGGGCGGCCAGGUGGACGGCGACGAGGCACUGGAGUUCUACGCCAAGCACACGGCGCAGAUCGAGAUCGUCCGGCUGGACCGCACCAUGGAGCAGAUCGUGUUCCCGGUGCCCAGCAUCUGCGAGUUCCUCACCAAGGAGUCCAAGCUGCGCAUCUACUACACCACCGAGCGCGACGAGCAGGGCAGCAAGAUCAACGACUUCUUCCUGCGCUCCGAGGACCUCUUCAACGAGAUGAACUGGCAGAAGAAGCUCCGAGCCCAGCCCGUGCUGUACUGGUGCGCCCGCAACAUGUCCUUCUGGAGCAGCAUCUCCUUCAACCUGGCCGUGCUCAUGAACCUGCUCGUGGCCUUCUUCUACCCGUUCCGCGGCGCCCGGGGAGGGACGCUGGAGCCGCACUGGUCGGGGCUGCUCUGGACGGCCAUGCUGGUGUCGCUGGCCAUCGUCAUCGCACUGCCCAAGCCCCACGGCAUCCGGGCGCUGAUCGCGUCCACCAUCCUGCGGCUCAUCUUCUCCGUGGGGCUGCAGCCCACGCUCUUCCUGCUGGGCGCCUUCAACGUCUGCAACAAGAUCAUCUUCCUGAUGAGCUUCGUGGGCAACUGCGGCACGUUCACGCGCGGCUACCGCGCCAUGGUGCUGGACGUGGAGUUCCUCUACCACCUGCUCUACCUGCUCAUCUGCGCGCUCGGGCUGUUCGUGCACGAGUUCUUCUACAGCCUGCUGCUCUUCGACCUGGUGUACCGGGAGGAGACCCUGCUCAACGUCAUCAAGAGCGUCACCCGCAACGGGCGCUCCAUCAUCCUGACGGCGGUGCUGGCGCUCAUCCUGGUCUACCUCUUCUCCAUCGUGGGCUACCUCUUCUUCAAGGCCGACUUCCUGCUGGAGGUGGACCCGCUGCCCAACGACACCGCCCUCCCAGACACCGGCGAGAGCCUGGCCAGCGAGUUCCUGUUCUCGGACGUGUGCCGGGUGGGGGCGGGGGAGAACUGCUCCUCGCCGGCCCCUCAGGAAGCGCUGCUCUCGGCCGAGGAGCCCGAGCAGGACAAGGAGCACACGUGCGAGACGCUGCUGAUGUGCAUCGUCACCGUGCUGAGCCACGGGCUGCGCAGCGGUGGCGGCGUGGGCGACGUGCUCAGGAAGCCGUCCAAGGAGGAGCCCUUGUUCGCUGCCCGCGUCAUCUACGACCUGCUCUUCUUCUUCAUGGUCAUCAUCAUCGUGCUCAACCUCAUCUUCGGGGUCAUCAUCGACACCUUCGCCGACCUGAGGAGCGAGAAGCAGAAGAAGGAGGAGAUCCUCAAGACCACGUGCUUCAUCUGCGGCUUGGAGCGGGACAAGUUUGACAACAAGACGGUCACCUUCGAGGAGCACAUCAAGGAGGAGCACAACAUGUGGCACUACCUGUGCUUCAUCGUGCUGGUGAAGGUGAAGGACUCCACGGAGUACACCGGCCCCGAGAGCUACGUGGCCGAGAUGAUCCAGGAGAGAAACCUCGACUGGUUCCCCCGCAUGAGGGCCAUGUCCCUGGUCAGCAGCGACUCAGAGGGCGAGCAGAACGAGCUGCGGAACCUGCAGGAGAAGCUCGAGUCCACCAUGAAGCUGGUCUCCAACCUCUCCGGCCAGCUGUCCGAGCUCAAGGACCAGAUGACAGAGCAGAGGAAGCAGAAGCAGCGGAUCGGCCUCCUGGGACACCCUCCGCACCUGAACGCCAACCCCCAGCAGCCGGCGUGAGCCAGCGGAGUGCCCCCCGGCGCAGGGCGGGGCGGCGGCUGGCUGGCCGAGGCGUCUGUAAAUAAACUCCGGUCGUACUGGAUGUACAUGAUCGCUAGCCUAGAGGUGGGAUGUACCUAUUGUAAUCAGUGUUGGCACGGUGACCUUCGUUUGUGCCAAGAAAUAUUAAAAAUGCCUUUUUUGGAAAGGACUACAGAAAGCACCUGAUUUGCACUUGAACCAGAGUAUAGAUUUAAAGCUAUAGGACGUGUAUUUUGUAUUUAAAUCUAGAGUAGCCAGUAUUUAUGUUUUUUAUAAACUGUGCAAUACGGAUUCCGCGAUCACAGUGACCCUUAGCCCCCGGGUCCCGGAGGGAGCCGUGUCUUUGAAGCUGGUGUUAAUACGAUGUGACAAAUGUCCGACGAUGCUGCUGCCAAAACACCGUGCUGGUGCGCGCAGGCCCGGCGGCCGAGCCACGGAGGCGCCUGUGGUGGCGCCGUGGGCCGUGGCAUCGGCGCCCCACGCCUCCGAAGCGGCAAGCCCGCCUUCAUUGUAAGAGCAACUGUAGCUUCGAAGAUCCUUAUAAGCUUCCGAAUGGAUCGUUGAAACUGUUGCUAAGAGGUAACCUAGAGGCUCAGGCGUUAGCUUGUGGCGUUAAUAGACGUGCUUCAAGGGGGAACGCACCCUGCUGCCAAUCGGUGAAGCUCCUGGUGAGUGUGGGUGUCUCGCCGUCAACACGCCGUCCGCCGCUGGUCUCCGAGUAUCUGGUCCCAGCGGCAGGGGCUGCGAGGCGCCCGCUAGCCCCCGCGGUAAACACGUAUCGGUUUUGUUUGUCACGUGAACUCUGCUGCGGAUGGAUGGAGAGUGAGAGGAACCUUGCGUAUCUGUUGCUGAGUUGUGUACCUGGAAUCAUUUUAUAAGAGACACUCUGCAAAAAAAAAAUUUUUUUGAAAAUGUGUUGAGAGCAGAGUUCCAACGAGGGAAGUCUGUAAAUGCCUGUGUGAGGAUAAUAUUUAAUAAACGAUGCAGACCACGG
Molecule: messenger RNA, 9524 nt
Organism: Pipistrellus kuhlii (Kuhl's pipistrelle)
Lineage: Eukaryota; Metazoa; Chordata; Mammalia; Chiroptera; Vespertilionidae
Gene: ITPR1
Product: inositol 1,4,5-trisphosphate receptor type 1
Exons: 62
Coding region: 245-8509 (2754 amino acids)
Biological process (GO): calcium ion transmembrane transport
Cellular component (GO): membrane; endoplasmic reticulum
Molecular function (GO): inositol 1,4,5-trisphosphate-gated calcium channel activity; inositol 1,4,5 trisphosphate binding
Source: RefSeq, a predicted model, not a curated record